Molecule: messenger RNA, 1404 nt
Organism: Rhodotorula toruloides NP11
Lineage: Eukaryota; Fungi; Basidiomycota; Microbotryomycetes; Sporidiobolales; Sporidiobolaceae
Product: alpha/beta hydrolase
Exons: 5
Coding region: 1-1404 (467 amino acids)
Molecular function (GO): peroxiredoxin activity
Source: RefSeq, a predicted model, not a curated record
AUGCCUCGCAUCCCUUACAAGAACCCGGCCAAAGGCACGAGCGCAAUCGGCGAUGCUAUCCGCGAGCGUCGAGGUGCCCGCGGUCUCACGCCUCUCGACCAGUCUCUCCUCAAUGCGCCCGAGAUUGCGGCCGGCUGGAACAACCUCCUUGGCGCCGUUCGCAACCGCAACUCGCUUCCCGACGAUAUUCGCGAGCUCAUGAUCCUCCGCGUGGCCGCUCGAAACUCGGCGACGUUCGAAUGGAUCCACCACGCUCAUGUCGGCACCGACGCCGGCUUGACUGCUCAGCAACUCACCGUCAUCCGCGACGUCAGCACUCCUCUGCCGACGCCCGCUUCCCCUUCCCCUCUCUCCGCCUACCAAGCCGCCGCACUCCGCUUCGCCGAUGCCUCGACCUACAACGUCACCGUCCCUCAGUCGUACCUCGACGAGCUCAAGCAGCACCUCAAGGACGACCAGCAGCUCCUUGAGGCGACUGCCGUUGUCGCGACCUACAACAUGGUUUCGCGCCUCCUUGUCACGCUCGAUGUCGGCGACAUGGGCGAGCAGAGCGUUCCUCUGCCUGAGUCAGAGCAGAGCGAGCACGAUGUCGAGAUCGAGGAGGGCGUCAAGCUGCAUGUCCGCGUGGCAAAGCGGGGCGACGAUGCCCCCUGGCUCGUCUUCGUCAACUCGCUCAUGACGAAUCAGAAGAUGUGGGACGGCGUUCUCCCUCGCUUGAGCAAGAAGUACAACUUGAUCACCUUUGACCAGCGGGGACACGGCAAGUCAUCGGUCCCGCCCAGCCCCUGCACUCUCGAGAUUCUCGCCAACGACAUCGCCGCCAUCCUCUCCAAGCUCUCAAUUCCUACGCCCAUUCAUGCCGUCAUCGGUAUCUCGCAAGGCGGCGCGACCACCCUCGCUUUUGCCCAGCACCACUCCACCCUCUUCUCCCGCCUCAUCGCAUGCGACACCCAGGCGACCUCGCCCGCCGCCAACGCCAAGGCUUGGGACGAGCGCAUCGCCCUUGCCCGGCAGCACAACUCGAUGGCACCUCUCGCCGACGUGACCGUCCCCCGGUGGUUCCCCUCCGGCUCGACGAGCGAAUUCAACGUCGGCGGAAGGCGGCAGUUCUUCAUUCACGACAUGAUUACCUCGACGCCGAUUGAGGGCUUCGCCAAGGGCGCCGCGGCCUUGCAGGGCUACGACGUCCUCCCUGGUCUCGCCGACAAGCUCAAAGGCAAGAAGGUCCUCCUCGUCGCGGGUGAGCGGGACGGCGCUCUUCCGGGCGUGCUCAAGGGUCUCAAGGAGAAGCUCGAGCAGGACGGCGUCGAUGCCUCGUUCGAGCAGAUCACGGGCGCUGGCCACUUGCCCAUGGUUGACGCGGCGGGACCUUGGCUCGAUGUUGUCGACAAGUUUCUUGCGUAG